UCCGGAAGUAUGUGAGUGAGUCAGCUGAGUGUCACCUGUUCUCGUGUUGUCGCUUUUUCGCUGUGGCGGAACACACCGGCUGCUCUCCGCCAAUUGUCCCGCCCCCUCCCCCCGGGUUGUCAUGGAUGAAAGCAGCCCGCUGGUGUCCCCGGUGAGGGAACCGGAGUGUGACCCCGCCUCCCCGGGACAGCUGAGCCCCGCCUCCUCCCGGUUCCCCGGUGUGGUGAUCCGGAUCCCUCAGGGUGGACCGCCCACACCGGCGGCUCCUUCUCCGCCCGGAUCCCCCACCGACAGCGAGAGGCAGCCGCUGCUGGACCGAUCCGCCACCCGGGAUAAGAACUCCUUCCCGGAGGAGCCCGAGUUCGGAGAGGUGGUGAGGAAAGCCGAGAAGGCGAUCAGCCGCGGGAUCUUCCCGGAGAGGAUCUACCAGGGAUCCAGCGGGAGCUACUUCGUGAAAGAUCAGCAAGAGGAAGUCAUCGCAGUGUUCAAACCAAAAACCGAGGAGCCCUACGGUCAGCUCAACCCCAAGUGGACGAAAUGGUUGCAGAAGCUCUGCUGUCCGUGUUGCUUCGGCAGAGAUUGCCUGGUCCUGAAUCAGGGAUAUCUGUCAGAGGCCGGGGCCAGCCUGGUGGACCAGAAACUGGAGCUCAGCAUUGUUCCUCGGACGCGGGUUGUAUAUCUAUCCAGUGAAACAUUUAACUACAGUGCCAUCGAUCGUGUAAAGUCCAGAGGGAAGAAACUGGCAUUAGAAAAAGUGCCAAAAGUCGGUCAGCGAUUUAAUCGGAUUGGAUUGCCUCCUAAGGUGGGCUCCUUCCAGUUGUUUGUCAAAGGCUAUAAGGAUGCGGAUUAUUGGCUGCGGAGGUUUGAGACGGAACCCCUUCCCGAGAACACCAACCGGCAGCUCCAGUUACAGUUUGAGAGGCUGGUGGUUCUGGACUACAUUAUCCGGAAUACAGACCGAGGGAACGAUAACUGGCUGAUAAAGUAUGACUAUCCGAUGGAGAAUGCAGCCAGUCGGGACUCGGACUGGGUUUUGGUACGAGAACCCAUCAUCAAGAUUGCUGCUAUAGACAAUGGUCUGGCCUUCCCUUUAAAGCAUCCAGAUUCCUGGAGAGCAUAUCCGUUUUACUGGGCCUGGUUAUCACAAGCCAAAGUCCCGUUCUCCCAGGAGAUCAAAGAACUCAUCCUUCCCAAAAUUUCAGACCCCAAUUUUAUCAAAGACUUAGAGGAAGAUCUUUAUGAGCUGUUUAAGGUACUUCUAUCUAAACUGUGUCUAAAGAAAGAUCCCGGCUUUGACAGAGGACAGUUCCACAAACAGAUCGCAGUGAUGAGAGGACAGAUCCUAAACCUAACUCAGGCACUUAAAGACGGGAAGAGUCCGCUGCAGCUGGUCCAGAUGCCGCCGGUCAUUGUGGAGACAGCGCGAUCACACCAGAAAAGCACCAGCGAGUCGUAUACACAGAGCUUCCAGAGCAGAAAGCCCUUCUUCUCCUGGUGGUAAAGACUGAACCCCCCCAAGCGCUGUCGAGCAAAGAUGGCGACUAGGGCUGGAAAACGCCGCGGACCCCCCAAACCAGCCCUUUUAUCUGGGUCCUGACGAGAGCGGCACAUUUUUACAGCCCGGGUGAUGGGAGCACUUUGACGUCCACUGUCCGGAAUGUAUUCAUAACCUCUCCGUACAUUCCACCUGCAUGCAUACCAGGAAAACUCUGCAAGCGGUGUGACAUCUUACAUUAUCUACAAGCAUAGUCUGCUCUUUCCUCUCAAUUAUACCACUACCUGAAACCGGAAUGUGAUUGGCUGCCUCAACAAUGGAGCAAAAAAAAAAAAGAACUGCGUGCUUGGCUCUGCCCAAUUUUAUCUCUGCACUGGUUAUGGGGUUACAGGUGGUAGGUUGGUGGCUACACAAGUGCUGGAAAGAUCAGGACAGGGCUGGGGGGGCGCCAGACGGUUUUAAAGACUAAGGGCCAUUCAUACCAGAACGCAGUGCAGGAAACCUACAUUCCAUGCGCAUUUCGUUCUUUGCGUUCAAAGCGUUCUGCAGUGGAGGGGUCUGUGUUAACACCACCCCAGGAGCAGGUCGCAAGGCCCUAAGGGUGUGUUCACACAAGCGUUUUAAUGUGGGGGGGGGCAGCUGUUAGUGGAAGGUUAUGGGAAGGGGAGGUGCGAUGCACAUUUAAGCUCAAUGCACUGUGUACUUUUUUUUUCCCCCCAACUUUAUUGAAAUGUCAAAAUGACAUUUCUUUUAUUUCUACGCACCACAGCUUGGCUAAGGUGCAUGGAAACUGUGACAGUAUAUGAAGCCUUCAGCUGAGCUCUGGUCCGUAGUGGAAAAGCUUGUUUUUCCACACUGCUCAGCCGCCGCGGUUCCAUUGUAAUGUGAACCGGGCCCAUAGCCCCCAGUGGAUGCAUUUAGCCCCCAGUGGGUGAGGUUCUGGUUUUUGUGCCUUUGCUCUCCAGCUGUAGCUAAUGUGCAGCCCCACUGCUGGCAGCCUGUCGUCCUCUGUGGGAGUCUGACAGCUGCUGCGGCAGUAUAUUACCAAAGACGAACACCCAUAAUGCAAGCAAAUUGUAAUGAUAAACUAAAGCACUUAGGCCUCAUUCACAAAAUAUAUUUAGCCCCCCCGCAGUGCGUGAGGCUCAGGCAUUUAGCUACGGCUGAAGAGCACAGGAGCAACAUCCAGCCCUGCUUCUGGCAGCCUGUCUGCCUCUUUGAGAGUCUGACCGCUGCUGUGGCAGUAUGCCUCCAAAGACAAACGCUCAUAACACAAACCAUUUGCAAUGCUAAACUAGAGCACUUAGGCCUCAUUCACGAUGGAUAUUUACCCCCCCCCCCAUUGCUCAGGCAUGGCUACGGCUAAAGGGCAUAUGCGCAACAUCCAGCCCUACUGCUGGCAGCCUGUCCUCCUCUAUGGGAGUCUGACAGCUGCUGCGGCAGUAUAUAACCAAAGACGAACAUCCAUAUUGCAAGCAACUUGUAAUGAUAAACUAGAGCACUUGGGCCUCGUUCACGAUAGAUAUUUAGCCCCCGCAGUGCGCGAGGCUCAGGCAUUUAGCUACGACUAAAGGGCACCUGCGCAGCAUCCAGCCCUGUUUUUGCCAGCCUGUCUGCCUCUAUGAGGGCCUGGCAGGCCUGUCUGUCUGCCUCUAUGAGGGCAAGCCUGUCUGCCUCUAUGAGGGCCUGGCAGGCCUGUCUGCCUCUAUGAGGGCCUGGCAGGCCUGUCUGCCUGCCUCUAUGAGGGCCUGGCAGGCCUGUCUGCCUCUGAGAGUCUGACCGCUGCUGUGGCAGUAUGCCUCCAAAGACAUGCCCAUAACACAAACAAUUUGGAAUGCUAAACUAGAGCACUUAGGCCUCAUUCACGCUGGAUAUUUAGCCCCCCCCCCAGUGCAUAAGGCUCAGGAAUUUCUAUGGCUGAAAGGCACAGGCGCAACAUCCAGCCCUGCUUCUGCCAGCCUGUCUGCCUCUAUGAGAGUCUGACAGCAGCUGUGGCUGUAUGCACCCAGGUAUGAAUGCCUGCAGUGCAAGCAGCUUGUGUUCCAGGAGUUGGUCCUUUGGUGCAUACUGCCCUAAUGGGAAGUAUUGCUGAGGACACUGUCCAUCCGCAGAAGCUGGAAGACUCUCAUAGAGGUGGACAGGCUGUUGGCAUCGGCUGGACUGUGCCCUCCAGCCGCAGCCUCAUACACAGGGCUAAGCCUUCAGUGUGUCACAUAACCUGGCUAAGGUCUCAUGCAGAUUGAUUACAAGGGCACAGUGUCAUAAAUUCUGAAUAAACUGUGACCCCCCCAACCACUUCUUCAUUGUGCGUCUCCUCCUAAAGUAAUCUGUUGCAGAUCUGCCGCAGCUGGUUGGCUAGUAUUCCAGGCACACGGGUCACAUUUACUUGCCAAGCCAGAGGCAGUCUAAUUUCCAUCUAAUGCCACUAAUGUGUUUGAUAAAUGUCCCCCAAAGCCUGAGAUCACCCCCCCAAUAGUGUGCGCCCACAAACUGGCUCCGACCUUAAAAAAAAGAGUUGUCCAAAGGAUGCUUUCAUGUCAGAUCUGAAUGCCAAUUGAAGGUUUCAAUCGAAGGGAGGGGGGGGGGGGGGGGUUUAAUACAAGUACCUCUAUUCACAGUCAUACAGCCAGUCGGUUGAAUUGCCCUUUUCAUACCCAAGCCAAUAUUGGGCUGCUUCAGGCUACCCGUAGAGCUAGAAUGCUUAAUCUUUCAGAAUUCGGUCACCGUGAGUCAGAUCGCUUUGAUUUGUGACCCCCCCGAGUGUCAGUUUUUCAUCGUCCUGGGAACUCCACAAGGGUGUUUUCCUGCGCAAUGUACUGCAGAUCUGCCAAUCUCAAGUUUAUGCAUUGGAGUCCCGACUCGUAGGCUGCCCGUCUCUCAUCAUUGCCAUAUAUCCCUGCUUGAUAAUUGACCAGCAUGUAAGAGGUUCUCAUUGCACUUAUAGUGGGGGGCUGUUGAAAUUCAGACUACAGCUCAUUGACUUAAAAGUCGGAUUACUUAUCGGAAACCAGCUGCCCCAAGGCAGUCUGCUGGCGGAGGGGCUGCCAUAGAUGCUCAUUGUACUGAGCAGGUAGGUAUGGCAACACCUUCCUUGACAGCUGCUCUGCCUCAACACUACUCUACCAGACUUUUUGUUGUGCCUGUAGAAUGAACUAAGGCCUGUAAAUCGCAAUCCUCCACAAAUGAGAAGAGUUUAACUCUUUCACAGAGAACCUCUUUAGAAAUGACCUAGUCAUGCCCAUAGCCUUGCAAGGAACUUCCCUGAACUAUAGUGCCGCCGCAAUGGUAUUUACUGUGCAUGUUAUAGUGGACUAGCUCUCCUAGUGUUGUAUAGGAUGGCGGAUAGCACUUACUAUGCCUGGAGUGGACUGCAUGCACUAGGACAGAGUGCACUCACUUGAAGGACACCUUGGUUUUCUCGUAUCAUUUGCUUCUGUUCAUUGACCUAUAAAGACCACCCUGUUUUCCCUGUUCCUAUCCGUUGACCUACAAAGACCCGUCCUGUCCUCCCUGCGCCCAUUCCGGUUUGUUGCCCUACAAAGACCUGCCCUGUCCCCGUUUCUGUCCAUUGACUUCCAAAGACCCAACCUCCCCGUCCAUUGACCUACAAAGACCCACCCUGUCUUCCCCAUGCCCGUUCCUGUCCAUUGACCUACAAAGGCCUGCCCCGUCCUCCCUGCAUUGGUUCCUGUCCAUUGACUUACAAAGACCCAACCCAUUCUCCCCACGCCCCUUCCUAUCCAUUGACCUACAAAGACCCGCCCUUUCCUCCCUGCAUCUGUUCCUGUCCAUUGACCUACAAAGACCCAUCCUGUCCUCCCCAUGCAUGCCCAUUCCUGUCCAUUGACCUACAAAGACCUGCCCUAUUCUCCCUGCAUUCAUUCCUGUACAUUAACCUACAAAGACCUGUUCCUGUCCAUUGACCUACAAACACCCACCCUGUCCUCCCCAUGCCUGUUCCUGUCCAUUGACCUGCCUCAUCCACCCUGUGUCUGUUCCUGUCCAUUGACUUAAAGACCCAACCCAUUCUCCCCACGCCCCUUCCUAUCCAUGGACCUACACAGAUCCACCCUAUUCUUUCUGCACCUGUUCCCGUCCAUUGACCAACAAAGACCCACCCUAUCCUCCCUGCAUCCAUUCCUGUCCAUUAACCUACAAAGACCUGUACCUGUUCCUGUCCAUUGACCUACAAACACCCAUCCUGUGCUCUCUGCAUCUGUUCCUGUCUAUUGAUUUACAAAGACCUGCCCCAUCCUUCCUGCAUCUGUUCCUGUCCAUCGACUUAAAAAGGCCCAACCCAUUCUCCCCACGCUCCUUCCUGUCCAUUGACCUACACAGAUCCGCCCCGUUCUUCCUGUCCAUUGACCUACAAAGACCUGCCUCGUCCUCUCUGUGUCUGUUCCUCUCUCAUUGAACGACAAAGACCCACCCUAUCCUCCCUGCAUCCUUUCCAUUGACUUACAAAGACCCAACCCAUUCUCCCCACGCCCCUUCCUAUCCAUUGACCUACACAGAUCCGCCCUAUUCUUCCUGCACCUGUUCCCGUCCAUUGACCUACAAAGACCUGCCCUUUCCUCCCCGCAUCUGUUCCUGUCCAUUGGCCUACAAAGACCCAUCCUGUCCUCCCCAUGCCCAUUCCUGUCCAUUGACCUACAAAGACCUGUUCCUGUCCAUUGACCUACAAACAUCCACCCUGUCCUCCCCAUGCCCGUUCCUGUCCAUUGAUCUGCCUCGUCCUCCCUGUGUCUGUUCAUGUCCAUUGACUUACAAAGACCUGCACCUUUUCCUGUCUGUUGACCUAAAAAAUACCCGCCUUGUCUUCCCCAUGCCUGUCCAUUGACCUGCCAUGUCCUCCCUGCAUACGUUCCUGUCCAUUAACCCACAAAGACUUGCGCCUGUUCCUGUCUAUUGACCUACAAACACCCGUCCUGUCCUCCCCGCGUCUGUUCCUGUUCAUUGACCCACAAAGACCUGCACCCGUUACUGUCUGUUGACCUAUAAAUACCCGCCCCGUCUUCCCCAUACCCAUUUGUUGACCCACAAAGACCCGCCCCAUCCUCCCUGCACCUGUUCCAAAGUGAAACAAUUAAACCCUCAGUGAGGGUUUUAUUAUAUUUUAUUAUAAAGCUCUUAGUUACGGACUCAUGUUUUAGCUUCCUUUAAAAAAAAAAAGUCUGCAAAGAUGGAUUCUGCAAAUCUUCGAGGAUUUGUUAGGAAGAAGGAAUGCUUUUAAUUGAUAUAAUGACUCUUAACGGACUCUGCAGCAGAAUAAAUAAAUGUGAACCAGUUAAAUCAA
This is a messenger RNA of Rana temporaria (common frog), 6791 nucleotides long. RefSeq names its product phosphatidylinositol 4-kinase type 2 alpha (gene PI4K2A). Lineage: Eukaryota; Metazoa; Chordata; Amphibia; Anura; Ranidae. The transcript is spliced from 9 exons. Gene Ontology annotation, cellular component: plasma membrane; lysosomal membrane; endosome. Gene Ontology annotation, molecular function: 1-phosphatidylinositol 4-kinase activity. Bases 122 to 1501 code for a protein of 459 amino acids. The record is from RefSeq and is a predicted model, not a curated record. Gene Ontology annotation, biological process: Golgi organization; phosphatidylinositol phosphate biosynthetic process; endosome organization.